Molecule: messenger RNA, 3165 nt
Organism: Apus apus (common swift)
Lineage: Eukaryota; Metazoa; Chordata; Aves; Apodiformes; Apodidae
Gene: CHST12
Product: carbohydrate sulfotransferase 12
Exons: 2
Coding region: 1500-2747 (415 amino acids)
Biological process (GO): proteoglycan biosynthetic process; carbohydrate biosynthetic process
Cellular component (GO): membrane
Molecular function (GO): sulfotransferase activity
Source: RefSeq, a predicted model, not a curated record
CCUCUUCUCCAAACUAUGAAACGUCGGCUUCCCGCUCUCUGCUGCGGGGUGCCGGGCCUGAGGCUUGAGAGCAGCCGCGUGUGCGGGGAUUCCCGCGUGGUGCUGCGGGAUGCGCUGCGCCCGGAGCCGGCAGCGUCUGCGGUCCCAGCGGCCGCAAAAGCAAACCCUGGAAGCAGCCUCCUCGGCGGGGCGUUCCUGUCGAUGGCAGAGCGUGGUUUUUAAACUGCUGCACAGAGAUUGCUGCUGGCGUGGCUCGUCUGGCUUAAACUUCAUGUUCGGAGCUUCAGUGCAGAGCUGAGCUAUGUACAGCAGAAAACUACACUUCUGGCCCCUGCGUUGGCGUACAGCAAAUGUUGUGGGGUUUGGUUGGCCUGGGAAGUAGGUAAAUAGAUAUAUAGGUACAGGUACGUCUGUUUCUGAGACUCUUCUUUCACUUGGAAGGCCGGGAAUGGCGGGUGUGCUUGAAGUUUGUGACAAAGGUAAUGAACAGACAGGACUUGCUGUGUUCUGACAGUUUCCUUCUGGGAAAUCUUAGAAAUAUGGUUAUUGAGUCAACUUCCAAGUAUGGACAUUAAAAAAGAGGUGACUGGUGCUGCCAAGCCUGUACAAACCAGGCUUUGUGGCAGUGGUGGGAGGGAAGGUAUUGGGAUAGCUCUGUAGAUGGGGAUGUUCUUUUGCUGGUCUCUAGCAUAUAUGUGUUAAGUUGAGGUAAAACAUGCACUGCAAGCUCUAUUUUUUGCUUAUGUUGUGCACUUAUAUGCUGUAAUUUCUGAUGUUAUUACAUGGGUUAAAACAUCCCUGCUCUGUAAAGGGUGCUAGGUUUCUUGGAAAGCUGGGGAGAAGCAAUUUAUUGGGUGAUGGCUAAGCACAUGGAAUUAGUUUCUGGGUUUAUGGUAUAGCAUCUGUCUGCUUUGGCUGAUGGUAGUAUGUUCUUCUGCACCUGCAGAAGGUUAAGUUGGUUCAAAUUCUUUAGAGACUGCUUAUUCCCUAAGAGAACUGGUAGCAGGUGUGUACCAUGAUGUGUGGGUAAAGAAGGCUUCAUGGGUCGAGUGACUGCAGGUGCCCCAAGGGAAGGUAACCACCUGAAUUUUGGUUUUUUUCUAUGUUUUUACAAGUUCUCAUUCCAUCUCUUUCUCUCUUCAAAAGCAGGCAGAGCCAAGCAAGCUACCUGAAAUCCUAUAUCUUCUCAUGCUAGAAUGAGUGGGCGCUGGAGGAGGUGAGCUGGUGCUUAGAGUCUGACCUGUGCCUUGUGCUUCCCUGCAGGGAGUUAGGAGCAGUGAGAGGGGGACAAGCCUGAGGAGACACAAAGCAAGAAGGGGUGGAAUCUGCAGCCAAGCCUUUGGAGGCACAGACCCUUCAAAACCAGCACUGUUCAUAGAGAGGAAUUACUAUCCCUCGUCUCUGGAUCCUGAUCUGCAGCACCAUGCUGGAUCCCAAGCCUAACUUGGCAAGCCAGAGGUGAAUCCAGGUGAAAACCAGCUAUCACAGUAGGUGUCAGGAUGACCAAAGCACGGCUCCUCCGUCUCUCUGUGGUGCUGGUCUCCAUCUUCAUGAUCCUCCUGAUCAUUGUGUACUGGGACAACGUGGGAACGGCUCACUUCUACCUGCAUACGUCCUUCUCCAGGCCUCAUUCUUCAGGUAUCAAGACAGGUGAAGGCUGGGAAGCUUUGCCAGAUGUGGAUGAAUUUUUGGCAAAGCUGCUUAGUUCAAGCCUGAAACAGAAUAGCUCUGUCCCCCAAAAGACAGAGCAGCUGCUCAUCCAGGGCUCCAGCAAGCCCGUGGGGAGCAAUUUGGAGGAGAAUGUGCGGGGCUAUGACUGGUCUGUGCACAGUGACAGAAACAGCUUGGACCAAGAAAAACUGCAGAGAGAGAGGCAGAGAACAUUGCGGGAGUUUUGUGCCAAUUCCAGCUUCACUUUCCCCACCAAGGAGCGUUCCUUUGAUGACAUCCCAAACUAUGAGCUCAACCACCUGAUCGUGGAUGACCGCCACGGCAUCAUCUACUGUUAUGUCCCCAAGGUUGCCUGCACCAACUGGAAACGGGUGAUGAUUGUGCUAAGUGAGAGCCUGCUGGACCAGGGGGUCCCAUACCGGCACCCUCUGGAUAUCCCCCGGGAGCAUGUCCACAACACCAGCACCCACUUGACCUUCAAUAAGUUCUGGCGCCGUUACGGGAAGUUCUCCCGGCACCUGAUGAAGAUCAAGCUGAAGAAGUACACUAAGUUCCUCUUUGUACGAGACCCUUUUGUCCGCCUCAUCUCUGCCUUCCGCAGCAAGUUUGAGCUGGAGAAUGAGGAGUUCUACCAGCGUUUUGCCAUCCCCAUGCUAAAGCUGUAUUCCAACCAUUCCAACCUUCCCAUCUCUGUUAGAGAGGCUUUCAGGGCAGGCCUCAAAGUCUCCUUUUCUGACUUCAUCCAGUACUUACUGGACCCCAGGACAGAGAAGAUGGUCCCCUUCAAUGAGCACUGGAGGCAGAUUUACCGUCUGUGCCACCCGUGCCAGAUAGACUAUGAUUUCAUUGGGAAGCUGGAGACACUGGAUGAGGAUGCUGCUUAUCUGUUGCAACUCCUCAAAGUGGACAGGCUGCUUCACUUCCCCCCCAGCUACCGGAACAGGACUGCCAGCAGCUGGGAAGAGAACUGGUUUGCCAAUAUCCCACUGGCUUGGAGGCAGCAGCUUUACAAGCUUUAUGAAGCAGAUUUUGUACUCUUUGGCUACCCCAAGCCAGAAAACUUGCUUAAAGACUAAAAGUGUUUGGGCGAUGGGUGGGGGAGGGAACAUCUGAAAUACCAAAAAUGUUUAAAGCCUCCUCAUUUUUGCUCUUAACUCGCUUCCCUGUACAGGUUGGUACAAUGGAAUAUAUUUUUUCUACCACUUCCUCUUUCAUUUUUGCAAUAAUGCCAGAGACCAGGGUAUUCCAGCCGGCUGUGCAUAUGCAAAAAAUGCCAGUUUUUUUUGUUAUAAUUUGAUUUCUGUUUGUUAUUUUUUAAAUGUCCCCAUGUUUUGCAAUGGGUCGCUGCCCUCGGUCACUCUGCCAGCUGUGUCCUUCCGUAGCUCUUUUUAUUAAUACUUUUAAAAAAUUAAUAUAUUUAAAAUAUUUAAUACAAAGCGUGUGUCAUGGCAAAGGAAGGGAAAGAAUAAAAACAAAAGAAAAGAGAACUUCAAG